GAGCACGUUCUAGCAGUUCUUGAACAGAUGACGCGAUAGCGCCUGACCUUGUCCCCUUGAUGGCCGCUGGAGAUGGCUCGUCUGAGCCGGGCAACGAGGAGAAGCCUCAAAAUGAGACCGAAACGCCUGGGAAGCCCACAAAAGCAGAGUCGACUGCGGACGAGUCCCAAGACGACGAGGAAGACGAAGAAGAGGAAGAGCCACAGCUGAAAUAUGCCACCUUGACAAAAACUGUGAGCCCAAUAUAUCGCAAUGGAGAUGCGACAAGUACUUUCCUGGUAGCAGGGGAUAAAAUGAUCGUUGGAACUCAUAAUGGGAACAUCCACGUCUUCUCCUUGCCCACCUUCAGUCCGUUGAGAGUAUAUCAUGCGCACACCGCCAGCGUAUCUGCGAUCUCAAUAUCCCCUCCCAUUCCUCCUAUCUCGAUCCUUCGACCAGACCCUCCUCCCAAGCCGACGGCUGAUCAUCCACUCUCAAGGAGUAGAUCGCCCACAGGCUCUCCUGCAGGGAAAGGGAAACAGCAGCAACAAUUACCACCCGUGCCGAAUACUCCUUCGAACCAGAUCUACAUAGCCACGUCCUCCAUCGACGGUAAUGUCUGUAUCGCUUCGCUGGUGGAUGCUCGAGAUGUCCAACUACGCAACUUCGGCCGGCCGGUGCAGAGCGUUGCACUCUCGCCUGAAUACAAGUCAGACCGGAGCUACUUGUCUGGCGGCCAGGCUGGUAGUUUGGUAUUAACAACUGGAGGGCAGGCUGGGAAAAGCGCAAAUGCGACUACAACUGGUACGGCGGCGGCCGCCUCGGGCUGGUUGGGCUCACUAGGACUGGGUGCCAAUACGGGUACAGACAAGGUCCUGCACAGUGGAGAAGGCAUCAUUAGCACAGUCAAGUGGUCCCUCUCCGGGAAAUACGUUCUCUGGGUCAAUGAACAUGGCAUCAAGAUCAAGAGAUCGCAAUUGAAGCUAGAUACUAGCGAAUCAGGAACUGAAUGGAAGACGAUGAGCCACAUCGACAGACCAGCUCGACCAGGAUGGGAAGACAUGGCGAGCGUAUGGAAGGCUCGAGCUGAAUGGAUCGACAGAGAUAACUUGGAGAUCGUUGAUGAGUCGCCUACAAACGCCGCCAACGGAACUCCAUCGAAGUCAGGCCUUAACAAGGUCAAAGUGGAGGAGGUUCUAGUUGGCUGGGGAGACUCAGCCUGGAUCAUCAAGGUGUAUCCUGGGACCGCAGAGGGCUCGGGGCACAAAACUGGACGCGCAGAGGUCGCUACGAUUAUACGAUUUGAUGACUGUACUAUAUCUGGAAUUUCGCUUUAUACCCCAAAUCUGCUUUUGGUACUUGCAUAUAUGGAGAAGAAAGGGCCCAGCCUGGCCUCUCAAGGUAAUGGAGAAGGGAAAAAGGGCCGUCGGACGCGUCACAAUGCAUUAGAACCGGAGCUGCGUCUCGUCGAUAUUCAUACCAAAGAGGAGAUUGACACGGAUACUCUAACCGUGAGUAGAUAUGAGACAUUGUCAGCCUCAGAUUAUCAUCUAGGCGUUCUCCCUCCAGUCAGGGUGCCAUCCUUCAUGGUACAAAAGGGCUAUCUUGGUGCACUUGGCUCAGGCAUGAGUACCGUCGGUUCAAGUCUCUACACCGGAGUGGAAACUGUAGGGCAAGGCGUCUGGGAUGCCACCAUGUUUGGACCACGAAUGUUGGGUGCGAAUCGGAUUUUCAGUGGUGCUGAUAGCAUCAAGAGUGGCACGACUGGGCCGGAACGUGGAAGUACUAGGGAUCGGAAAUAUCUAGCUGGCUGGAUUCCUGGAUUGGGGUCGGCUGACGCUACGACGGAGGAAGAAACACCACUGACUACGGCACAAAGCAUGAAGAUCUUCAUUCUCAGCCCCUAUGACUGUAUAGUGGCGGUCAAGCGCAAUCUCAAUGACAGGAUGCAGUGGCUGAUAAGUGUUAAGCGUUAUCAGCAAGCAUGGGAGCUAGUCGAUGAUCAUCCUGAAGCUGCAGGAAGCUCUCUCGAAAGCCCCGAAACAGAAAGUCCUCCAACUCCAUCCAAAGCAAGCUCGACAGCAAGAUCUGCCACAGGGACACUCUCAAGCCCCGACAAAAGCCGUCAGCAUGCGACGUUGGCUGAAUUCUUCAAUGAUUCAAAUUCCAUGACGAGCUCAGCACAAGCGAAGUCUAAGGGCAAGUUUUCGGCCGCAGAGAAAGAAAAGCGAAGGAUAGGCGAACUCUGGUUGAAACAGCUGACUGAUGCAAACAAUUGGCAGGAAGCUGGGGAAGUGGCUGCAAAAGUUCUCAACACAACUACACGGUGGGAGCAUUGGAUCUGGCGUUUCAUCAAAAGGCAGAAGUUUGAUGAGAUAUCGCCAUAUGUGCCCACCUUAGAACUGACACCCCCUCUACCGUCAUCUAUUUAUGAGAUCAUCCUCGGAUUCUAUGUUGAGACAGACAAAGCCCGGUUCAAAGAACUACUUGAUCAGUGGCCGUCUGAUCUCUUUGAAAUCAGCAGCAUUACCACGGCUAUCGAGGAUCAACUUCGUUCCGGGGGUGCGCUGAAGGCUUCGGAUGAUUGGAGACUCUUACAAGAAGGCCUGGCUAAAUUGUUCCUGGCCGACGGACGUUACAAUGAUGCCUUGAAAUGUUAUAUCCACCUUCAGGAUGCAGACACUGCUCUAUCACUCAUCAAAGAACACCAUUUGGUCGAGGCAAUAGCUGAUGAUAUCCCCAGCUUUGUCACCCUCAGAGUAACCCCAGAUCAGUUUAAAUCCGCAUCUACAGGCGAACUAGACGAACUUUCUGUGGACUCUAUCCAACUGCUUGUGGACGAAGCUACUGCCGGCGUUGUUGAAGCUGACGAAGUUGUCUCCCAAUUGAGUACUUCCAAGCUAAGGCCAUUUUUGUACUUUUAUUUCCGCGCUUUGUGGCGAGGAGAAGGUUCAAAUAGCGUGGCUAAAGGCCCACGGGUCGGCCAUUCAGCAGUUGCAACGGCCUUGAUUGCCGACACCGGCAAGCAGCUAGUGGAACAAUUUGCAGAUACUGCUGUCGAACUGUUCUCGGAAUACGAUCGAUCAUUACUCAUGGACUUCCUCCAGACAUCGACAGCGUAUACUUUCGAAAAGGCAGUGAAGCUGUGUGAGAAGAAACACUAUAUCGAGGAGCUAGUGUUUUUACUCAGCAAGACCGGUCAGAUGAAGAAAGCUCUGUUUUUGAUCAUCGAUGAUCUCAAAGAUGCGAAAAAGGCGAUAGCGUUUGCAAAGGAACAGGACGAUAAAGGCCUAUGGGAUGACCUGUUGGAGUAUAGCAUGUCUCGACCACGAUUCAUCUCAGAACUCCUCGCUGAGGUCGGAACGGCGAUCGACCCAAUAACCCUGGUCAAACGUAUCCCGAGCGGCCUCGAGGUAGAGGGUCUGAAGGAUGGAUUGAGGAAGAUGCUUCGUGAAUAUGAUUUGCAGGAUAGCAUCAGCUCGGGCGUGGCAAGAGUGCUGAGCAGCGAGGUUGCCGUUGGCAUGGAGACUCUCAGACGGGGUCGACGGAAGGGCAUCAAGUUUGAGGUGAUGCCACAUCAUCACCGAAAGCCCGUACACGAUGCGGAGCAUGUCGCAGAUGACGCUGAAAAGGGGACAAUCCCUGAAGAGGCUGUACAGAAACUCGAGGUUGAACCAGGUCGCUGUGCAAGCUGUCAUAGGGUCUUUAUUCAAGAUGAGAAGGAGACACUGGUGGGGUUUGCGUGUGGUCAUGUAUAUCACGUUUCGCACUUGUUACACGGACCGGAGGCGGAGGGGGACGAAGCUCCUUUACCGGAUUCCGCCACGAGGAGGGACCGUGACAGCGAAGGAGCGCUGGACGAUUUCAGGUUCUCGAGGAGCGUCGGGCCAAAGGUCACAAACGCGCGGCUUUUAAAGGACAAGAUUCAGGCGGUGGGUGGGUGUAGAAUUUGUAAAACAUAGGCAAAAGGAACAGAGAAACAUGAAUUGACCGCAAGAUCUGUCCCAAAGAUGUUGAUGAGAAGAUGGUUAUAUACAUACUGGGCAUAUCAUGCGAGGUGAAACAAGUGAACGACAUGAAAGCAACCGAGCGGUGUCUAUAUAGUGCGUAAGAGGUUGUCCAUGAACGAACAAAACCCCCA
Messenger RNA from Exophiala oligosperma, 4120 nucleotides. RefSeq lists its product as uncharacterized. The transcript is spliced from 4 exons. Bases 60 to 3941 code for a protein of 1293 amino acids. Gene Ontology annotation, molecular function: protein binding. Gene Ontology annotation, biological process: endosomal vesicle fusion; macroautophagy; cellular response to starvation. The record is from RefSeq and is a predicted model, not a curated record. Lineage: Eukaryota; Fungi; Ascomycota; Eurotiomycetes; Chaetothyriales; Herpotrichiellaceae. Gene Ontology annotation, cellular component: HOPS complex; late endosome.